AUGGGAGACUUCGAUUCCAAUCCAACACUACUAAUCGAUCGGAAUCCCAUCCAGCCGCCACUUCCUGAAGGAAGAAGCUAUGAGAUUUCACCGGAGAUCAUUGGAGGUGCACCCAAGGAGUACUUAAAGUGCAAACUAUUCUCUUUCACUUUGACAGGGAAGGCUUUGCGCUGGGUUAAGUCUCUUCCAGCUCAAUCCAUAACCACAUGGAAAGAGUACAAGGUGGCAUUCCUAGGUCACUUUUUCACAAAGCAAAGAGCAAACUUGUUGAGAGAGAAGAUCUCUAGUUUCCAACAAGGGCCGGUGGAGCCUUUUCAUGAAGCAUUGGAGCGCUUCAAGGACUAUACAAGAGAAUGUCCUAAUCAUGGACUAUCUGAUGGCAGUCUAUGGAACAUUUUCUACAGAGGAAUAAGUGGGAAGUGUCGAUUUUCUCUUGAUACAGCCAGCAAUGGAAAUUUCAUGACCAAGACAGUUACUGAAGCAAAGAUUUUGAUUGAAAAUCUAGCCUCAAGCGACAGUGACAACUUCAUUGGGCAUGAGAGAGCAGUGAAGGCCAUAAAUUCUGAUCCAUACAGAGAUGGAUACAGCGAAAUCAAAGCCAUGAUGGCUGAGAUACUGAGAAACCAAGGAAGAGAAGUGGAGAGACAAAGAGAAGCUUAUAGAGUUGAAUCCACAAUAAUUCAAGAUUACUUUGGAGAUUUGAUUCCAAGUUUCAAGAAGAAGUAA
Microthlaspi erraticum is the source of this 726-nucleotide messenger RNA. NCBI's taxonomy places the organism in Eukaryota, Viridiplantae, Streptophyta, Magnoliopsida, Brassicales, Brassicaceae. The record is from the annotation of a GenBank genome assembly.